GCCAUCUGCAUGUCACUCCCAAACUUUUCCUCCCUGCGCUCGGGGAGUCAGGUUGACGCGCCCUGGAUGCGGGGCUUGAGGCGCGGGGCUGGGCGCGCUCCCGCGGAGCCGGAGCCGCAGAGGCUCCGGGGUUGGACUCGGGCUUCUCAGAGUAUGCUACCCACUACAGAGCACCUCCCAGAUUCAUACUGCUCCAGGGAUUUGCACGAACAGAACUCACCUGUGCAACCAGUGCUGAGGGUAAUCUGACAUUUUAAAGAUUUUGCUCCCCUUGAAGAGGAAACAUUUUAAAGGAGCACGGGAUGUAGAAAAAGAAAUCUUCACGGGCCUCUCCAAGGAUGGCAGGCCGACCCAUCCCUUGCUGAGAUCAUGAUCUCUUCUAAUCUCCUGGGUCUCUCCAUGUUCUCCAGCGAGAAUUCUUCCAUUUCAUUUUGUGCCAUGGGAAAAACCUGAAGGACAGGCAGAAUUGCUCCCACACAUGUGGGCUUUUUUCCCCUAAGAUUGCAGUAGCUCUUACAGAACAUGACAGUUGGAGAUCACUUCUUUUUGCUGUCUUUUGGAGUUGAACCAAAGAAGGCCCUUCCUCAUUCUCCAGGGCUUUGGUGCCUGCUCAUUUUUAUAUUCUAUUUGUUUCCAUUGCUUGUGCCUUAAAACCAUCUUAUCUAAUCGAAAGACAUCCUUAAAUAAGUUUUUCCAGCACAACUUGCAUGCAUCCGGGCUCCUCAGGGCCUCGCCCAUGGCUCUGUGGGCCAGCCGUCCAAGGGCAUUACCAUGAGGCACUGCAUUAAUUGCUGCAUACAGUUGUUGCCCAACAACGAGCACAAACAGCAGGUUGGCUGCGGAGGAGGCCCCCUUCACGGUCACCCGGAGUGCCCUGCGUGCAAAGGAGAGAACAAAAUUGUGCUCCGGGUGGACGGUAAACAGAUGAACUUGCUUGCUGUUCUCGAGGUAAGGGCCGAGGGGAAUGAGAGCUGGGGCAGGUUUCUGCGCUUCAAGAAGGGGAAGCGAUGUAGCCUCGUGUUUGGAUUGAUGAUCAUGACCUUGGUGAUGGCAUCGUACAUCCUUUCUGGGGCCCACCAAGAGCUUCUGAUCUCCUCGCCUUUCCAUUAUGGAGCUUUCCCCAGCAAUCCCAGCUUGAUGGACGGAGAAAACCCUAGUGACAUGAAAGAGCAUCAUCACCAACCCUCUGUAAAUAAUAUUUCAUACGUGAAAGACUACCCAAGCAUUAAAUUAAUUAUCAACAGCAUCACAGCCAGGAUAGAAUUCACGACCAGGCAGCUCCCAGACAUAGAAGAUCUCAAGAAGCAGGAAUUGCACAUGUUUUCAGUAAUCCCCAAUAAAUUUCUUCCAAAUAGCAAGAGCCCCUGUUGGUACGAGGAGUUCACGGGCAGGAACACCACCGACCCGUACCUGACCAACUCCUACGUGCUCUACUCCAAGCGCUUCCGCUCCACCUUUGACGCCCUGCGCAAGGCCUUCUGGGGCCACCUGUCCCACGCCAGCGGGAAGCACUUCCGCCUCCGCUGCCUGCCGCGCUUCUACAUCAUCGGGCAGCCUAAGUGCGGCACCACCGACCUCUACGACCGCCUGCGGCUGCACCCGGAAAUCAAGUUCUCCGCCAUCAAGGAGCCCCACUGGUGGACACGGAAGCGCUUUGGGAUUGUCCGCCUGAGAGAUGGGCUUCGGGACCGCUACCCCGUGGAAGAUUACCUGGACCUCUUUGACCUGGCCGCACACCAGAUUCAUCAAGGCCUGCAGGCUGGCUCUGCAAAGGAGCAGAGCAGGAUGACUAGAAUCAUUAUUGGGGAGGCCAGCGCCUCCACCAUGUGGGACAAUAAUGCCUGGACCUUCUUCUAUGACAACAGCACAGAUGGAGAGCCGCCCUUUCUGACCCAGGACUUCAUCCACGCCUUUCAGCCAGACGCAAAACUGAUCGUCAUGCUCAGGGACCCUGUGGAGAGAGCCCGGCUCUCCGAGACGUCUGAUGCACGGAGCAGUAGCUGGAGAGAAGGCAUUGCUCACGCCCUCUGGACAGAGCUGAUGCAGUCGAACCGUCCGUGUGCCCUGUGGGCGUGGGAUCUCCGUGACUUCUCCCGUGAGCCUCCCUGCGAACUGACAGGUUAAAACGGACAGCGACUUUCUGGGGUGAUGAAAAUCUUCUGGAAUUGGCUGGUCCACUGAAUUUGUGCGUCUGCUAAAAACUACUGAAUUGUUGGUAUGUGGAUUACAUCCCAAUUUUAAAAUGGUAUGAACACAACCAUGACAAAAGGAGGAGAAACCAGCUUCCCUAACUAGUGACGUUUGAGCUAGAACCUGCCUGGGUCUCCUCAUUGCGGGAAGGCCGACCGACAAGCACAUCAUCAUUUAAGUGCUAAAAUCGUUGAAACAGCCAGUGACUAUCAGCUUAUGCAGGUGCCCAAAGGUCACUCUGGGAGCUCUGAAAUUCUAAUAAGUACCUGAAUCCUGUUUGUUGUUGCUAUCAUUUUCUGGAUGCCCAAUGCGGUGCUCUGUAACCACAUCGGCUUUUCCUGAUCGUGGCAGUGAGGCCCGUCAUGUUUAUCCUGAGCGUUUGUUUGCUGUUCUGUUACGCGUCGUGAUUGCUUUCUGUCUCCUGUAACUUAUUAACUAGUUUUCUAACAGCCUUCCAAAUCACCGUGCACCUCAAACAAUCAGAACAUCAAAACAAAACCCCAAACCCAUCGGCUCAGAUGGCUAACACCCUGCUCUCGUCAGCUGUUGAUUUGGCUCAGUCCCUAAACUCGGAGGCCAGGGGCCGAGGCCUGUUGGGUCACAGGGCUUUGGGCUCAGGCAGACCUGGGUUGGUUUGGGCCCCAGCCGCAAAGUCUCCCGGGCUGUAUAACCUUGGGAAGCUCCCUAAUCUCUCCAGAAGCCAGUCUUCUCCUCUUAAGACAGGGCGACGACACUCAGCCUGUGUCUCGGGUUGCGGGGCAGGUUGUGAACACAGAACGAGGACAUGCGUGCAGUACCCAGCACAGGGCCUGGUGAGGGGCAGCCCAUCAGGGAUGGAAGCCGUGAGGACCGAGGCAGCUGAAGCCCACAGCACUUGCACGAGCCUGGCCUGC
Messenger RNA from Leptonychotes weddellii (Weddell seal), 3083 nucleotides. Lineage: Eukaryota; Metazoa; Chordata; Mammalia; Carnivora; Phocidae. The record is from RefSeq and is a predicted model, not a curated record.